Salvelinus sp. IW2-2015 is the source of this 1280-nucleotide messenger RNA. RefSeq names its product cylindromatosis (turban tumor syndrome) 3 (gene cyld3). NCBI's taxonomy places the organism in Eukaryota, Metazoa, Chordata, Actinopteri, Salmoniformes, Salmonidae. Gene Ontology annotation, molecular function: K63-linked deubiquitinase activity; cysteine-type deubiquitinase activity. Gene Ontology annotation, cellular component: cytosol. Gene Ontology annotation, biological process: protein K63-linked deubiquitination. The record is from RefSeq and is a predicted model, not a curated record.
CAUGAUGACCACUCCAACCACCAGCGUUUGCCGAGUGGGGCAGUGAGCGUGUCGAGGAGCACACCCCUCCAGUCCAGGGGGACGAGGCCAGAGAUAUGUACCAGGGCUGGAAGAGAGGCAUCCAAGGCCACCUCAACUCCUGCUACCUGGACGCCUCACUAUUCAGUCUGUUUUCGUGCUGUAGUUCAGUCGACUGGGUGUUGCUGUGGCCCUCGAACCCCUCAGACGGUCCCCACUGCAGCCAAGCCCAGGACCUGCUUCGCUGUGAGAUAGUCAACCCCCUACGCAGGUUUGGCUAUGUAUGUGCCAGUAAAACCAUGGCCCUGAGAAGACUACUGGAGGCUGAGAGUAGUGACACAGGCUUCACCAACCAGGAAAAAGACCCAGAAGAGUUCCUCAACAAGCUUUUCCAGCUCCUCCGGGUCGAACCUCUUCUGAAGAUCAGGUCAGUGACACAGAAGCAGCAGCCUCAGGAGUGUCACCUCUACCAGCUCUUCCCUCCAUCCGUUCCCCUCUGUCCCUCUUCCCCUGUCCCUCUGUCUCCGUCUCUCUGUCCCAUCCCUCUCUCCUCCCCUGCAGUACUCAUGAGAGUGGCCAAUGUUCAGACUCUGCUAGAGACAUCCUUUCUCCACGCGGGACUAAAGUUUGCUGAGGCCCCUUCCUGCCUCCCCCUCCUCAUGCCUAGGUUUGGGAAGGACUUCAAGAUGUUUGACGCCAUCUUGCCUUCACUCACCAUCGACAUCACAGACCUGCUGGAUGACACUCUCAGACAGUGCAGUAUUUGCCAGGCAGUAGCAGAAUGGGAGUGUCUAGAGUGUUAUGAAGACUUGGACAUCACACCUGGUCAUCUCAAACAGUACUGCCACACCUGCAACACUCAGGUGCACAUUCACAAGAAGCGCCAGUCCCACAGUCCAUGUCAGGUGGGUGUGGCUGGUGGUCCGUGGACCGGCCCACUGCAUGGAACUCGUCAGCGAUUGGCUCUCUUUGCCGUGACGUGCAUCGAGACCAGCCACUACGUGAGCUUCGUCAAGCACGGGCCCCGCCCCGACGACUGGCUGUUCUUUGACAGUAUGGCCGACAGGGAAGGCGGGGAGAACGGUUUCAACAUUCCCCAGGUGAGGGCGUGUCCAGAGGUGGGCCGCUACCUCAGCCUAUCGGCGGAGGAGCUGGGCAGGCUAGACCCCGCCUCCUUGAGAGAGUCCGCUCGCCGGCUGCUGUGUGACUCCUACAUGUGUCUCUACCACAGCCCCGAGCUCAGCCUGUACAAGUGACACACA